AGUGAAAUGAGAACAAAAUACCCCUACGCAUGAAGUCAUUGCCCUGACUAGUGUGUGAGUGCCUUGGUCUGUUCCCUUCUUUCUUUGGACAGUGCCGAACAUUAUGAAGCUUAUUCGUCCAGAAAGUUUCCCUUGAUGUUGAAGUUUGCGAUACCACUUCUUGUUUAAGUGAGAACGGGAGAAACUAAGCUACGCGCAGCUACGUCUUAACUUCGCUAACACUUGCGUUUGCUACAACGUAACGAUUUUUCACACGUCUUUCCUUCGCUCUUCCCCCCCAUAGGGUUUGUUUACGGAAGUAAACCGCGAUGCGGUCGGAGCCAGCAGAAGUUUGUGACACGAGCGUACGGAUAAUAACUUCACGUCGAUGACGAGUUAUUUCUCAGUGAGAGCUGAAAUGAUCGUUACAUCAAACAGGAGAUUAGAUUCGACAGCGAUAUUAUCCGAUCAACCAUAUCACGGGUUUAUGGCUUACCUGGUCGACGACUGAAUUAGAAUAUUCUGUUUAGAAAAGGUAACUCUCUGGGUUAUUUUAAACUAGUAUUUCCGUAAAACUGUGACUUACACAAGUGUAAAGAUUAUCACGGGGACCAGACUGGAGUGAUGCCUUCACUUUCACUCUCCGGGAGGGAACGGAAGUAUGUUUCCGCUUCUCCUGGAGAGGAUGUAUAAGAUGAGCUUAUUUCACAACAUCAAACUGAAGCGUCGAAAAGUUGAUUCGAGAUGCAGCAGCGAUGGUGAAACCAACCCCGAUCCGAACAACUCUUCACCUGACAGUGUAGUCACUUUAGAACCUGUGCUGAAGGAAGAAGAGCUGGUUCACUUUGCAAGCGAGUUCCCCUUAGGAUCAGGCGAAGGAGGGGAGGAAUCCUUAAUAACACAGUCUGAAGAUCCAAACAGGUCCCCCGAUACAAAUAUGCUGGAGGAAGAGCUGGAAUCUGUGAAAGGAUCUCCGAUGCAAAGUGUACAGUCACCCUCUCAACAAGCGGCUAGCUCAGAAAGAGAAAUGUUAAGCAGUAGUUCACAAGACAACGUUUUUCACGAUGAAGGGAAAUGUACACAAGAAGGAGCUCCAGAAGUUCGGUCAGAAAAACCCAAAGAAUCUUUAGAAGAGCGUGGAUUGGACUUAAGCGCGUCAACCAGGCAGAGGGUUUUUAUAGAAGAACUUCCCCAUUUAAAUCCUCAUUUGUGGUCUCCUUCUAGUGCACAAGCCUACAAGCGUCAUUUCAGUGCUCAUGAAGAACGGCCCCACGUGAAGCAGCAAAGUGUAUCUUCGUUGAGAGGAGCACCGCAUCAAAAAAUGCCAUUAGUGAUGAGUGAUAUUCCAAUUUCUGGUGCUGGUGAAACAGUGAUCUGGACAAGUCCAUCUCAGGGGCUACAGCCAUCUGAGCAAACAAGCACAAGUUCUAUAAUAAGUAGUGAAAUCCCUGUAAGUCGUCGACAUAGCGUAUCUAAUAUGGAAAGGAUAGGACUUUUAGGUAGACCAGUUUCCUCGCGAUCCCACCCUCUUUCUUUGUACACCUCAACACCUACAUCCCCAAUAACUUCUAGUGCGCCAACUAUAGGACAAUGUGGAAUCAGUGCUGGUCCAAUUAGUGGGUUAUCUGCAAUAGGAAACUAUCCUUCUUUCGAUCUCCAGUACGGGACAAAUGUGCAAAGGAUACCAUUCACAGCAACAUCAACUUCCACUUCCAGAGAGGAUGUGUUGCCCCAAUUUCGGAGUCGGAGCAGUAGUUUGGUGAGCACCAGUCUCAUAUCCUGGUCAGAAAAACUGCCACAACCAGGACCAUCUUCUCCCACCCAGUUACCAGACACUCAGGCAUUAAAUCUCAGUGUAUCAGGGAACGGGCGAAAAGAGGAACCAACUGUCAUGGCAGCGACACCGUCCACAUCUCGUGGUCCUGAAGUCGAGGAGGAGGAAACAGAGCAGCCAAUGGUGUGUAUGAUUUGUGAGGAUAAAGCCACAGGUCUUCACUAUGGUAUCAUAACCUGUGAAGGGUGCAAAGGUUUUUUCAAACGCACAGUACAGAACAAACGAGUUUACACGUGCGUAGCAGAUGGGAAUUGUGAAAUCACGAAGGCCCAGAGAAAUAGGUGUCAGUACUGUCGCUUCCAAAAGUGUCUUCGUCAGGGCAUGGUUCUGGCAGCUGUUCGAGAAGACAGAAUGCCGGGUGGGCGAAAUUCUGGAGCUGUGUAUAACCUUUAUAAGGUAAAAUAUAAGAAGCACAAGAAGGGACAGAAGAAUGGUCAAGUUAGACAAGAACAACAAAAACCACCAAGUAGUCGCUACCCCCAGCAGGAGUGGGCAAAUGGCCAAAUCCUCAAAACAGCUCUCACUAACCCAGCCGAUGUCAUGCACUUACGUCACCGCCUUGAAAACUGCGUCACAAGUUCGCGCGAUCGUCAAAUGCCAGUUGAGCAAGCUUUAAGUUCGAUAACUCAGCUGAUUCAAUGCGAUGAUUUUGAAGACGUUGCGACGUUAAGCAACUUACAGGACCUUUUAAGUAUAAAAUCUGAGCUAUCUGAAAAACUCUGCCAGAUAGGAGAUAACAUAGUGUUCAAGUUAGUACAGUGGACCACUAGGUUACCGUUUUACUCAGAACUUCCUGUAACGGUCCACACUCAGUUACUGACCCACAAGUGGCACGAGAUUCUGGUGCUAACUACAUGUGCUUACCAAGCUAUCCAUGGGCCAAUCAAAGGUUCCGAGGCAAGCCUGGAGCAGGACAUAGCAGCAGGCCUCUGUCGUCUUCAGACAUGCCUAGCUGCUAUGAUGGGACGACCAAUUACAUUAGACCAGCUGCGCUCAGAAGCUGGCCCUCUGGUGGAACACCUAACACAGCUUAGUUCUGCAUUUCGCCGGAUGAGGUUGUGUAUUGAAGAAUACGUUUGCCUCAAGGUGAUCAUCAUGCUGAACCAAGCAGAAGAGUACCAAGGUCAACGAGAGCUCGAGGCAAUCCAAGAGCGUUACCUAGCAAUUCUUCGCGAAUUCAUUGAGCAUCGCUUCCCACAACAACCCAGUCGAUUUAGUGACCUACUAGCUCGCCUCCCAGAAGUCCAUGCAGCUGCGGGACUCUUGCUGCAAAGCAAGAUGUUUUACGUUCCGUUUAUUCUUAACACCAGAAUCAGCAGAUAACGACUGUGGUUUGGAACUAUGUGUGGUCUUUAAAAUUUGCAUACACGUGGGGACAAUCACUAAAAGGCGGGAGGGUGUAAAACUACCGUCGGCGCCCCAAGAGUGUUCAGAAGAGACGACGUGGAAACGCAUUCCCCCCCGACUAGUCAGUUCCUGGGAUAGUCGCCUACACCAGGUUGGAGGUAACAGAAUGUCACACUGACCACGUGGGAGAGGUCAGCCUCUAUCUGGUUCUGUGCAAUAAGUCGUGCAGAUUAAUAAAUCGUGA
This is a messenger RNA of Limulus polyphemus (Atlantic horseshoe crab), 3404 nucleotides long. RefSeq names its product hormone receptor 4-like. The record is from RefSeq and is a predicted model, not a curated record. The transcript has 7 exons. Gene Ontology annotation, biological process: regulation of DNA-templated transcription. Lineage: Eukaryota; Metazoa; Arthropoda; Merostomata; Xiphosura; Limulidae. The coding region runs from base 641 to 3136 and encodes 831 amino acids. Gene Ontology annotation, molecular function: zinc ion binding; sequence-specific DNA binding; DNA-binding transcription factor activity.